AUGUCGAACGAAUGGGGAAAUGAUUGGAACACUGAUCAGUGGAAUACGGGGUAUAAUGCACCACCGCAUCAACAAGCCCAGCCAGAUCCACAACAACAAAAUGCAAACUAUGGAGGAUAUGGGAGCAACUAUUAUUCUCAAGGACCGGACAAUCAGUAUUCCGGCUAUGGAGGACAGCAAGCAUAUGGAAACCCUCAAGGUUUCACACCGAAUCCUUCUUUCCAGCAGCCAGAUGCAUCCCAAAGUUUUGGCGGAUUUCAACCCCAACAAUUCAUGUCGGAUCCAAUGUUAAAUGCCGCUAAACAGUUCGGCGGGCAAUUUGCUGAGCAACAAAAAGAAAAGAUCACAAAAUAUCUAGGAACCUUCAAUUUAAAAUAUUAUUUCUCUGUUGACAAUGCGUAUGUUGGAAAGAAGCUCGGAAUUCUCUUCUUCCCCUUUUUGCAUAAGGAUUGGUCUGUAAAAUUCUCUGGCCCUUCCGAGCCAUAUCCAGCAAGAGAAGACGUAAAUGCUCCGGAUCUCUACAUUCCCCUGAUGGCGUUCCUCACCUACGUUCUAGUAUCUGGAUUCGUGUUGGGCACUCAAGGGCGAUUCUCGCCGGAGAUUCUCGGCAUUCUUACGAGUAACGCUUUCAUUUGGGUGAUCUUGGAGAAUAUUGUGAUAUUUAUUAGCAAAUACGUGAUGAACAUUUCAUCGGCUCUUUCUGUAUGGCAUUCAUUAGCCUAUAGCACCUACAAGUUUACACAUAUGAUAGUAUGCCUUCUUAUGUUCAUGAUCGGCGAUUCUAAAUUCUACUAUUGCGCUCUGGCAUAUUGCUCUUUAGUUCUCGUAUUAUUCUUGCUCCGAUCUGUAUCGCACUUUAUGUUCGAUACCGCCGGCAACUACGGCGCCGAAGAAGGCCGAAAACGCAAAAUCAUUCUCGUUCUUUUUGUCAUUGUAACACAGCCAUUGAUAAUGUGGUGGUUGACCAGCGGCGCUAGUAGCUAUGAUUACGGAAAAUAUUCGUUGGCUCAAAUGGCUUUGAAUAAAAUGGGGAAUGGCGCGAAAUCGGCGUUUAAAAAUGGCGUACCGAUGACCGACGAUGGAGAUAUUGACUACGAAGCUCUUCUGAAAAUGCCGAAGGAAGAGUUUGAAUAA
This is a messenger RNA of Caenorhabditis bovis, 1134 nucleotides long. Lineage: Eukaryota; Metazoa; Nematoda; Chromadorea; Rhabditida; Rhabditidae. The record is from the annotation of a GenBank genome assembly.